Pseudocercospora fijiensis CIRAD86 is the source of this 668-nucleotide messenger RNA. RefSeq lists its product as uncharacterized. Bases 48 to 608 code for a protein of 186 amino acids. Gene Ontology annotation, molecular function: structural constituent of ribosome. The transcript is spliced from 2 exons. The record is from RefSeq and is a predicted model, not a curated record. Gene Ontology annotation, biological process: mitochondrial translation. Lineage: Eukaryota; Fungi; Ascomycota; Dothideomycetes; Mycosphaerellales; Mycosphaerellaceae.
GCCUCAACAACCACAUCACACCGAUUUCAAUCAACAGCACGGCAACGAUGAAAGCUCCAUCAGUGGCUUUGCUACGCGCGUUUUCGCCGGUAGUACGGACUGAGACCUUGCCAUGGACGGCCAGAGGGUGUCUCGCGCAGCAGCAAAGCGCACACUUCUCCAGCACGGAAAGGAGGGAGAAGAGCAAAGGCAAUGUAAAGAGAGAUCCUAGAAUCACACAAAUACGAUACCAUCUGCAACACCCUUUGACACCACGACCUUUGCGCUUCGGACGAAACAGAUAUCUUCGACAUUGGACAAUCCAUCGCGCGUGGAUGCGGUAUCAGGACAAACUGCGGAACGAACGCGAAUUGGAGUUGGAACGGCAAUAUAAUGCCAUGUCUGCGGCGUGUGAGGAAUUGAGACUGAUAGACCACGAGGGCAUGACGGCGGAAGACAGAGUACGGCUUGGGCAAAGCCAGAAGGCGAACGAUGCGAAGGAAACCGGAAGGCUCUACAGAAUCGCAAUGAAGAAGGAUGGGAUCUGGAAUGGAGUGCCGAUCGAGUAUGCGCGAAUACAGACAGACACGCCUCCGAGAGAUGGAUGGAAUCAUGCUUGGACGAGAUAGAGGCCAUACUUCGUGUACGAGACAUGAGCUCAUGCACCCAGAUGCAAGGCACGCAGAAGA